AUGGACGUGAACAUGACGCGCCCGGACAACGCCACCAUCCUGAUGCUGCGCGACCCGGCCAUCGCGGUGGUGCUGCCCGUGGUGUACUCGCUGGUGGCGCUGGUGAGCAUCCCGGGCAACCUGUUCUCGCUGUGGGUGCUGUGCCGGCACAUCGGGCCCAAGACGCCGUCGGUGGUCUUCAUGAUCAACCUGAGCGUCACGGACCUCGCGCUGGCCUGCGUGCUGCCCUUCCAGAUACACUAUCACUGCAACGGCAACCACUGGGUGUUCGGCGUGCUGCUCUGCAACGCCGUCACCGUGGCCUUCUACGCCAACAUGUACUCGUCCAUCCUCACCAUGACCUGCAUCAGCGUGGACCGCUUCCUGGGCGUCGUGUACCCGCUGGCGUCCGCGCGGUGGCGCCGCCGCCGCUACGCGCUGGCCGCCUGCGCCGCCGCGUGGCUGCUGCUGCUGGCGGCGCUGUCGCCGCUGGCGCGCACCGACCUCACCUACGCCGUGGACGCGCUGGGCAUCGUCACCUGCUUCGACGUGCUCAAGUCCAACAUGCUGCCCAGCGUGGCCAUGUGGGCCGCCUUCCUCUUCACGCUGUUCGUCGUGCUCUUCCUGGUGCCCUUCGUGAUCACCGUGGCCUGCUACACCGCCACCAUCCUGACGCUGCUGCGCUCCGCCGACCCCCACGGCCGCGCGCAGCGCCGCCGCGCCGUCUCCCUGGCCGCCGUGGUGCUGCUGGCCUUCGUCGCCUGCUUCGCGCCCAGCAACUUCGUGCUGCUGGUGCACAUGGUCAGCCGCCUCUUCCUGGGCCGCAGCUACUACCACAUCUACAAGCUCACGCUCUGCCUGAGCUGCCUCAACAACUGCCUGGACCCCUUCGUCUACUACUUCGCGUCCAGCGAGUUCCAGCUGCGCCUCCGCGACUACCUGGGCUACGGCCCGCUGCCCGCCGCCGACAGCCCCGACAGCCGCCGCGAGAGCCUCUUCUCCGGGCGGACGCUGUCCGCGCGCUCCGUGGAUGAGCACGAGGCGCCCGAGAGGCCCAGCGUGAGACGGCAGGAGAGCGUGUUCUGA
This is a messenger RNA of Budorcas taxicolor (takin), 1065 nucleotides long. RefSeq names its product P2Y receptor family member 8 (gene P2RY8). The record is from RefSeq and is a predicted model, not a curated record. Gene Ontology annotation, molecular function: thrombin-activated receptor activity. Gene Ontology annotation, biological process: thrombin-activated receptor signaling pathway; phospholipase C-activating G protein-coupled receptor signaling pathway; blood coagulation. Gene Ontology annotation, cellular component: membrane. Bases 1 to 1065 code for a protein of 354 amino acids. The transcript has a single exon. Lineage: Eukaryota; Metazoa; Chordata; Mammalia; Artiodactyla; Bovidae.